Molecule: messenger RNA, 1996 nt
Organism: Branchiostoma belcheri (Belcher's lancelet)
Lineage: Eukaryota; Metazoa; Chordata; Leptocardii; Amphioxiformes; Branchiostomatidae
Product: kelch-like protein 38
Exons: 2
Coding region: 167-1996 (609 amino acids)
Molecular function (GO): protein binding
Source: RefSeq, a predicted model, not a curated record
GACAAUGUAGAAAAGAGGCUGCGAUACGCGUAUAACCGUCCGGAAAAUUCCACCCAACCGGGAGUUUCAACCUACGUCACUUCUGAGCUGAACCUUUGCUGUUUCAUUGCUGUAAGUCAACUGUUUCACUGUUCAUCGGAGUCAAAAGCAGACGUCAAGCGGGGAUAUGGCUGCAGGCGACGGCCCAAAACCUAACAAGGCAAAAUCUAACAAAGACGACUACGCCCAGACUUCCCUCGCGACCUUUCACGACUUCUGGCAGGAUGCCAUUCUCACUGACGUAAAUAUUUGCGCAGACGACGGGGUCUUGCCUUGCCACCGGCUCGUUCUGGCGAAGAAUCCCGUCUUCAGGGCCAUGUUCUUGACUGAAAUGUCGGAAUUUGGGAAGGAGGAAAUCCGCCUGUCUGGUGUCCGAAUUGCAGAACUAAGAAAACUUGUCGGUUAUCUAUACACAGGGCGGGUGGAGAUAGAUGGUGAGCGGGUUCAAGAACUGCUGUUGGCGGCAAACAUGUGGCAAUUCUCCGGCAUCCAAGCCGCAUGUGAGAAGUAUGUAGACAGUCAUCUGGAUACAUGUAACUGCAUUGGGGUUAUGGCCCUUGCAAAGGCAGUUUGUUGCACGGCACUGCUUGACAGAGCCAGACAUAUGGUUAUAUCUCAGUUCUCUUCCGCUGAGGAGGAUCCAAACUUCUUGGAACUGGGGGAGAAUGACGUCAAGGAAAUACUAGACAGUGAGGAACUAGUCAUCAAAAGUGAAGAAGACGCUCUGACCGCAGUCCUGAAAUGGGUGAGCCAUAACACUCAACAGCGCCUCCACAGUUUCCCGGAAGUACUGCAGUGCGUGAGGCUGACACAUUUGAGACUGUCCACCUUGAGGAGGUUUGCGAACCAUCCGCUGGUCCUGGAGGCAAACGAAUGCCUGGAGAUGAUCACAAACAGUCAGGUUUACUUGAAGGAAAGAAGGUGUGACCAACAGAGGAAAAGUCGUCGCAGUGCCACACACGAAAUAGUUCUCCUUUUUGGUCAGCCAGACCAGGAGACACAGAAAGCAGAGAGUUGUGAGGUACUAUGCUAUGACGAAGAGGAUGACAGUUGGAGGAAGGUAACGCAGAUGCCACAAAAGCUAUCCCUAAUGUCUGUUGCAGUUGACGGGGACACUGUGUACCUCACUGGCGGAACAACAGACGUUCGCAAUCCCAAAGCCGGCGUACAGAAGUGUGCGUACAGCUACAGCUUCCUCCAGGAUACGUGGAGGGAGCUUUCUGACAUGCACGUCGCUCGCUACGGUCACAUAUCUGCCGCGGAGAAGGGUAGACUUUACGUGAUCGGAGGACAACAGAACGACAUGCCAACUGCUAGUACUGCUAGUGUGGAAAUGUACACAGAAGACACCAACACGUGGACAAUAUGCAGCCCGUGCCCCGAUGUACCCACGACUGUACAAGCAUGUGUCUCCCACGGUAACCUGUACCUUCUCGAUCCAGUAGACACGGGUAUUUUUACUGAGGAGACUGAAGAGCCAAAUGAAAACUUCCUGACAUUCCAGAGUUACAACCCAACUGAAGAUGAAUGGAAAACUGUGAAGGAUACAGCUAUGUCGGUCAAAGCUGCGGGUGUAUAUGGUAACCAAAUCCUGGUUGUAAAAACUAACACCACCGGACACAUGCUGUCGUACAAUCCUGUGAACCAGACGACAGACAAGCGACCUAGCCACGACAGACCCCCGCACGUGUACACGACUGGAGUGUACGGCGGUCUGUUCCAGUGUUGCGAUGAGCCCCACGACUACCUGUACCGCUACGACGACAGCGGGCCGACGGGCGGAGGACUUUUCCAAGAGUCUGUGACGUACCUGCCAUUUACUGCGUGGAACCCCGUCACCGUAACAGUGGACAAACUGUCGUUUGGAUGGUUUUGCAGAGAUCUUGACAUUUUUGGCGGUCAAGAACGCAGCAACGUGUCUACGAAAGAAGGAAAGUCGGAAGAGACAGUACAGUGA